Messenger RNA from Leptidea sinapis, 1003 nucleotides. RefSeq names its product cilia- and flagella-associated protein 299-like. Lineage: Eukaryota; Metazoa; Arthropoda; Insecta; Lepidoptera; Pieridae. Bases 82 to 792 code for a protein of 236 amino acids. The record is from RefSeq and is a predicted model, not a curated record. The transcript is spliced from 4 exons.
UAACGAUCUUAUAAACAAAUUAUACAAAUGUAUAAGAAAUUAUUUUUUAUGAUUUUAAAUCGCAGCGAUUAUUAGGAUAAAAUGGCGGAAAAAAAGAAUGAAUAUCCCCCUAGUGUGGAGGCUUACAGACGCCUUCUACAGUUCAACACAUGGGAGGAUUACUUAGAUUCCCUCAUUGAAAUAUCUGACCUGCGAAAUCUCAGGAGCAUUGUUCCAGCCCGGACUAUUGCAGCAUUCGGAUAUAGAGCAAAUGGAGACACAUUGACUGAAAAAGAGUUUUACACACGACGAAGCCUCAUACACAGUAUCGUGUUCCCAGUUACAAAGCCCUACGUGCUUGUGAGUGAAGGUGCAGACCUAGAUGACCAAUUUAACAGAGAGUUGGCUGUCAGAGAGAGAGCUAAUAGAGUGGGAAUAUUACAGUCGAUAAUUUUCAUUCGUAACUUCACUAAAGGCGGUUUUGAAAUAUCCGGCUAUAUCGACUAUGCACACCGGCUUAUCACAGAGAACUGGGCGCAGUUUUUUAAAGGCAAUAAAACUCUAUGGCCGAGGGACAGUGAUUUGGGUUAUUACCAUUGGAGACAUGGAACAGUUAGAAGUAACAUUAGCCGGAAUUAUAAGCCGGUUAUGGAUCCAGAUCGGGGAUUGUUAUUCCAAAACCGUCACGACCACAAAAUAGUCUGCCCUGACCCACAACAAGACCCAGGACAGAAUACAACGAAACAACGGAUAUACUCUCCCAGAUAUUCACAAAUCGAAAUUUACGAUCACAUUGUGAGAAGAAAAAGCUAAAAGUCAUUAUUUGUCUGCUCAGCUUCAGAAGCCUGAUUCUGGAAUAAAGGAAGCAUUUGUUUUAAUAAUGGAUAUAAUAUAUAAAGUUGUGAAAACAUUCCUUUCUGACAAAUAUUGCUGCUCUAAUUCCACUAGCUUUUAAUGUAUAUAAAUAUUUUUGAGAAUCUUUUUAAUGUCAAAUCGAAAUAAUAAACUAUUAUUUGUAAACUUA